AGUAAUGUUGAUGCUGAUGAUGAAGAUGAGAAUGCCUAUGUGAUGGGUAUCGAUGAAGCCGGAAGAGGACCUGUUCUUGGACCACUUGUCUAUGCUUGCAUGUUUUGUAAAUCCAAGUAUAAUACUGAUAAUUUCCUGAAGAAAACUUUCCAUGUUAAUGAUUCUAAAAAACUGACAGCCAAAAUGAGAGAAAAGAUCUUCAAGACACUCAAGGAAAAUUCAAAAAUUGUACACUACAUUACUUGUAUUGUUCAGUCAGAUGAAAUUUCACACAAAAUGCUCUCGAGGAAAAAGUAUAAUCUCAACUUAAUUUCUCACGAUUGUGCCAUUCAUCUUAUCAAGACAGCAUCAGAAACUCUCAGUAAAAAGGGAAAGUAUUUGAAAGAGGUUUAUAUUGAUACAGUUGGUGAUCCAAAAAAGUAUCAAGCCAAGCUACAAGAAAAAUUCCCAGAAAUUGAAUCCAUAGUGGUUGAUAAGAAGGCUGAUUCCAAAUAUCCAGUGGUUGGUGGUGCUUCAAUUGUUGCCAAGGUGAAGAGAGAUGAAAUUGUGGAGGAAAUACAGUCAUUGAAAUAUUCUAAACUGAAAAUGGGAAGUGGUUACACUUCAGAUAAGUAUACCAAGGAUUUUUUGAAUAAGGCAUUGGAUAAAGUUUUUGGAUACCACCACACAGAUGUAAGAUUCAGUUGGUCUACCAUAAAAAAAAUUUUAGAUGAUAGUGCAGUAUCAGUUGAGUGG
Molecule: messenger RNA, 735 nt
Organism: Naegleria gruberi
Lineage: Eukaryota; Heterolobosea; Eutetramitea; Acrasida; Naegleriidae
Exons: 2
Biological process (GO): DNA replication, removal of RNA primer; mismatch repair
Cellular component (GO): ribonuclease H2 complex
Molecular function (GO): RNA binding; RNA-DNA hybrid ribonuclease activity
Source: RefSeq, a predicted model, not a curated record